Molecule: messenger RNA, 1620 nt
Organism: Athene cunicularia (burrowing owl)
Lineage: Eukaryota; Metazoa; Chordata; Aves; Strigiformes; Strigidae
Gene: SREK1IP1
Product: SREK1 interacting protein 1
Exons: 5
Coding region: 108-578 (156 amino acids)
Molecular function (GO): zinc ion binding; nucleic acid binding
Source: RefSeq, a predicted model, not a curated record
UCUCUGUAAGUGGGACGGUCCGAGAGCGCGCCGGAUAAAGCCUUCCGGCGGGGAGAGGCGCCGCCGCGGGCCCGGGCCGGGGCGGCGAGGAGAGCGGUGUGAGCGCCAUGGCUCUGCCCGGUGGAAACAAGGAUAACAUCAGAGCAGGAUGCAAGAAGUGUGGCUACCCUGGUCAUCUGACAUUUGAAUGUCGAAACUUCCUCCGAGUAGAUCCUCAAAGAGAUAUUGUUUUAGAUGUUAGCAGCACUAGCAGUGAAGACAGUGAGGAAGAGGAACUACAGAGAUUGCAAGCCAUGCGUGAAAAAAAGAAUGUAAAUGAGGAGGAAGAAAAAAAGAAACAAAAAAGAAAAAGCAAAGAAAAAACAAAAUUAAAGAGACCAAGAAAAAGAUCUUCCUCAUCAAGUGCAGCUGAAGAGGAUGGGCCAAAGUCAAAAAAGCAAAAAUCACACAAAAAAGAAAGGGAAAAAGAAAAAAAGAAUAAAUCUAAGAAAGGAAAACAUCAUAAAAAGGAGAAGAAGAAGAGACGAAAGGAAAAAAGUUCAUCUUCUGAUAGUUCAGACAGUUCUAGUAGUGACUGAAGUGCUGGCCUAUUUUUGCAUUCACUGCUGCAGAGAAGAUGAUUUUCCUUUCAAAUCAAGUUUAUUUAUGCUUUGCAAUGCUGUUGUUUUAAAAUAAGAUCUAUAUAUAUUUUUAAGAAAUCUAUCUGCAACUAUCCAGUGCUUCAAAUUAUUAAAUGGACCAUGUGGGAAAAAACACGCUCUUCUAUUUCAUGUUUAUCAGUACUGAACCAUGCAAGUUUUAACUGAUUCUUCACUCUUUUUCUUAGUUCAGUUGAGCUUAGUUAUGUUUGGAAUCAUUUACACUAGGAUAUGAUAAGCUUCAGUUUGCAAGUCUUUGGGUAAAAGGAUUUGGACUUUAAUACGACUAGUGUCAGAAUGGUUAAAUCAAAUUGGGAAAUUUAGGUGAGAUUUUCUAUUAUGUUAUCCUUUAAAUAAAUGUGUGCUUUGCAUAACACUCUCCUUCACAUACAUUGAUCAGUAAGUGCUAAUAUGAAAUACUGUUUGAGUCCGGAGAAGGGAAAGAAUGGGCAAUGAGAAGCUAAAAGAGAUUGUUCCUUCAAAAUUAUCUUCUAAAAUUGAUCUAGUUAUAGGCUGUGAAACACAGUUACACAUUCUUUUGGCAGGAUCAGUGUGAACAAGCUCAAAAUAAACAAAAGCUAUUGAUUUUUUGAAGACCUUUCUGCCUAGGUUUUGUUUUUUACAAUUAUGGCCAUUUCAUCUUUGACAUAAAGCACCACUUCCUAACACUAGAUGACUGUUCAGCAAGAUUGUUUACAAAGUUCCAAGAACUAUGUUAAUAUAUUAUGUGGUAAUUAAUGCCUACGUGAACUAAAACGGGAAAUUCAAAGACUGACAGUUGACAAGAAUAGUGAAGCCUCCAUUCAUUCUAACAAAACUCCCGUUGAAAAGUUAACAGAGACAUAUGCAAACCUUUUGUGGAAUAUAAGCAAUCUGUCAUGUUGAAGUCUAUAGCAAAAUUUACCUUUUUCUAUUAGGAGCUAUGUUAAACAUGUCAAAAUUUUAUAACUGGAUUUUGGGGUAUCCAGUUCAUAUCUUGUAC